Messenger RNA from Thlaspi arvense, 3598 nucleotides. NCBI's taxonomy places the organism in Eukaryota, Viridiplantae, Streptophyta, Magnoliopsida, Brassicales, Brassicaceae. The record is from the annotation of a GenBank genome assembly.
CCAAACACAUGAAAUGGAAAGGAAUGGCUUGCGGUAUUGGCAAUGUCGCUCUCCCUCAGUCUCUCUCUCUUUCUGCCUCCAAAAAUUUCCCUCUCUGUUUCGAGCAGUUAAGCUGCCGUAAUCUCACCCACCAGAAACCCAUAAACAAUCAUUAAUCUAUUCCAUUUUUCCUCCAAACCCAUUUCUCGAUUCCUCGAGACCCAUUUGGUUCUUUCUCCAAAUCAUUUUCAGCUCUGUUGAUGCUUUAGUUUAGACCCAACAGUUUCUCUCAUUGUGUCCAUCCACAGAGACUGCUUUACUUUGAUUUCCAUAGGAAAAUGCCGCUUUCUAGGGUUGGGCUUAGGAAUGCAUACGGUUUGAGCCAAACGGAGCUGUGUAGAAAUGUCGAUCGUGAAGACCCCAAGGCGGUUCUCAACGGCGUUGCAGUCUCUGGACUUGUCGGGAUCUUGCGUCAGCUUGGUGAUCUCGCUGAGUUUGCAGCAGAGAUAUUUCAUGGAAUACAGGAGGAAGUUAUGGCUACAGCUUCAAGAAGCAAUCAAUUGAAGAUCAGAUUGCAGCAUAUAGAAGCUACAGUGCCUCCACUAGAAAAAGCGGUGCUUGCACAAACAACUCAUAUUCAUUUUGCGUACACAGGAGGUUUCGAGUGGCAUCCUCGUAUCCCAAAUGAGCAAAAUCACCUAAUUUACGACGACUUGCCUCACUUUAUUAUGGAUCCUUAUGAAGAGUGCAGGGAUCCUCCACGGUUGCACUUGCUUGAUAAAUUUGAUAUAAAUGGUCCUGGAUCUUGCUUGAAGCGAUACUCGGACCCUACUUAUUUCAGAAGAGCAACAAUCAACCUUAUUCAAGGAAACAAGAAGUUCCAGAAUAAUAACAAGAAGUGCAAAAUCAAGAAGAAAAAGUCUUCGUCAAGGAGUCGAGAUAUGGCACGUCUGGCCUCCAUGGCUAACCAGAGUGCCAGGAAGACAUUUACUUCAUUUAGCUUCAGUGGACAAACCGCUUCUUCUAAAACAGCCUCAACCAGUGACAUGGAUAAAGGAUCUGAUCUGCAAGAUCAUCAUUCUCACUCUUUUGACUCCAGGAGUGGUUCAGGCUACAUCGAAUGCUUUUCAACCGCAACCUCUUCACUCAGGACUGGAGAAAAACCGAAAGGGGUAUUCGUUUCGUCCAGCUUGACACCGGGCUCUUGCACCAUCGCUUCAGUCCUUUCUGAAUGUGAAACCGAAGAUGCACAUGAUAAUUACCAGUUUAGUCCAUCGCAAGGGCAAGCUGCUCGUGGCUCUUCUUCUGUUAGUUGGGAUGAGAAAGCGGAGGUAGUGGAAUCUCUUGGUUUGCAGACAGCGGAUGAAGCUUCUGAAAUGGAUACGGACUCUGUUGUGGAUGCAUUAGAUGUGAAAGCAAGCUAUGGAGACGGAACUGGUAGAGUUUAUCUCCAUUCUAAGGACAUUGAAAAUGCUAAAUCAGAAUCAGGACUACAACAAGAUACUGGGGUGGAGAUUGUGGGAGAACCGAGGGAUAAUGAACAUGAGACUGAAAGCGAAGGGGAUUGUUUUGUUGACGCGCUUAAUACUAUUGAAUCCGAAUGUGAAAAUGAUCAAAGGCUCCAAAGUAGUCAAGAAGUAGUGAGCAGUCCCUGUGGUGUUACAGGCGAGAGGUUCGAAACGUCAGCGUGUGAGCAAGAAAUAGAGCAGAAUUCCAACAAUGUCGAAGAUUCUUGUAGAUCAAUGGAUAGGCUUAUGGACUGCGGUUUAGGAAACGACGAGAAAUCUUGCGGUUUAAUGGAAAGGUUGUGGUCUGUAAAUGCACCUGAUGAAAUAAAUCAUCAAGAUCCAAGGGUGAGUUCAGAUAUAACCCGUUCACCACGCAAUGAUCUUUGUACAAGUAACAUUUCCGGUGGAGAAGAUAACACCGCGUUCACAUCUGUUGCAGCACCUGAGAACAGCUUAUCUUCUGAUUCAGCAAACCCCUUGUAUCAUAGUGACCUACAGGAACAUCAAAAACCAGAAGCUGAAAUCUCUCGUGACGUUGAAGCCAUUAAAAUAUGGACUAAUGGGGGUCUCUUGGGACUGAAACCAUCCAAACCUCCAAUCUUGUCAGUGCCAAGCUCUUUAAGCCCGGAUUGCAAGACUGAUGCAGUAGCUGAAUUUGAAGAUGUUGUGAAUUGUUCAAGCUUAGCAACUCCAGGAACCCAAAACCUGGUUAGUUUAGAUGGAAAAUCUAUGAUUGUGGUUGACCAGGGAGAGUGCCACGAGACUUCAUCUGGGGUCUUUGGACUCAGCCACAAGUUACUCACUAAUGGUUUCCGCAGGAGAGAUUCAUUUCCCCAUGAUAGACGACAGGCUGUACCAGAAACCAUUCCAGAGAACGAUGAAGUGACGACAGAGAAGACCAUGUUUCAUGAGCAGUACAUUAAUGAGAAAACUUUGGUGGAUCCCUUUAGAGAUGAAGCUCCUAUUGAUUGGAUUACAUCGUCCCCACCUCUUCAGCACAUGAAAAUAUCUCUCAAUCCCGUUGACACUCUUCAGGCUUCCAGACUAAAGCUGAAAUUUUCAGAUGCGGACAACAGCUAUAACACGUUUUCUUCCUUUCAGUUGCUUCCAGAGGGUGCUUCUUCCCUUCCUGAUUCUUAUUCAGACGACGACACAUUUUGUAGAUCCACUCCUUACAUGUCGGAUGAUACUGAUUAUCUUAGCGAUAAUCACUCCUUGUCGAAUUCUGAGCAGUGGGAAGAAUCCAGUGACAGCCAUGGAAGAAAAGAGCAAGUACUAUAUGAUUCUUUCCAUGAAAGUAGCCAUGUCGAUAUCAAUGGUGAACCUUCUUCUCUAGAGAUUGAAGCAGAAAGGGGUUGUGUGGCCGUAAACCUCUCUUACCUCCAGAACUCUGCUGAGCCUUUACCACCGCCAUUUCCACCUGUGCAAUGGAUGGUUUCUAAGACAACCUCAGAAACAACAUCUGACAACAAAACAACUCAGUCCCUACAACUACAAGACGCUCUCAGGUUUGCCUUUGAGAAGCAUAUUUCAUUGUCUACAGUAAACAAAGAAGAGCCUAAUGUUGUUCCAUCUGCUCCUAAACCAGAAAUUAAGGUCCAUCUGAAGAAUAAUGUCAGGGAGGACAAAGGAAGUGCCAACGAAAAAGAGACUGAAGCUGGAGACUUCUUGCAACAAAUUAGAACACAACAAUUCAACCUGAGACCUGUGGUUAUGACAACGACUUUACCUGCUGCUGCAACAACUGAACCUACAAUAAACACUAAGAUCAGUGCGAUUUUGGAGAAAGCAAACUCAAUACGCCAGGCUGUAGCAAGCAACGAUGGAGAUGAAAGCGAUACAUGGAGCGAUACGUAAAAGCCCUUUUGAUCAAAGAUUCCAAUUCAUCUCUGUCAUUACUUUCUGCAAGCAUUUUUAUUGUAUCAUAUGAUUGUGUUGAUUGUGUAGAUGAUACGUAAAUUUUGUUCGUGCGUGAUCUGUAUCUUCAAGAAAAUAAAGUAGUUCAAAGAAAUUAAAACCAAAAAGUAUUUACCUUUAGGAAAACAUUUACCAAGAAUAUGACAAGGACUUGUAUGUUAACAACGAGCUCUUAGCUACGGAUUAAAUUUUGU